Messenger RNA from Aspergillus glaucus CBS 516.65, 1264 nucleotides. RefSeq lists its product as uncharacterized. The transcript has a single exon. The record is from RefSeq and is a predicted model, not a curated record. Bases 14 to 1168 code for a protein of 384 amino acids. NCBI's taxonomy places the organism in Eukaryota, Fungi, Ascomycota, Eurotiomycetes, Eurotiales, Aspergillaceae. Gene Ontology annotation, biological process: transmembrane transport. Gene Ontology annotation, cellular component: membrane. Gene Ontology annotation, molecular function: transmembrane transporter activity.
CUCGCGCCCGGGCAUGUACAUCUGCUGCGCCGUGGCGAUCUGGGGCUGCAUCUCGGCCGCGACGGCGGCAGUCAAGAGCUACGGCCAACUGCUCGCCGUACGGGCCAUCCUGGGGGCCGCCGAGGCAGUCUUCUUCCCAGGCGCCAUCUACUUCCUCUCAGCCUGGUACACAAAAACGGAGCUGGGGAAGCGCAUCGCGGCGCUGUACAUUGCGCAGCAAGUUGGCAACGCCUUUGGCGGGCUCUUCGCGGCCGCCGUCCUCAAGCUAGACGGCGCUCAUGGCAUCGCCGGCUGGCAGUGGCUGUUUAUCAUCGAGGGAAGUGCGACGGUGGGCAUUGGUAUGAUCUGCGCGUGCAUAAUGCCCGAGUUCCCCCACAACAGUCGCAUACUCUCACCGGUAGAGCGCGACCUCGCCGUGUGGCGCAUCGAGGCCGAAGCCGGUGCCGCAGAGGGCAGCAGCGAAGCAGAGAACAACGAGAACGAGAGCGCCCUGCGCGGUUUCUCAAGCGCCCUAUCCGAUCCCAAGCUGCUACUCCUGAUCUUCGCGAACAUGGUUUCGCAGACGCAGGGCUCUAUUGCAAACUACUUCCCCACGCUCGUCGAGUCACUCAACUUCUCCAACAUGAUCAGCUUGCUUCUCACAGCGCCGCCAUACAUCCUAGCCGGCGCAAUCUACUACUGUAUCAUGUACUACUCCGACCGCAAGAACACCGUCUACCCAAUCAUCCUCAUAUGCGCGGCCGUCGCAAUCAUCAUGUACAUCAUCCCAAUGGCAACAGCCAACGUGGGCGCGCGCUACUUCUCCAUGAUGAUCCUGCCCACUGCGUCCGUCGGUCCACAGCUCCUCCUAUUCAAAACAAUCAAUCUCCAUCUCGCACGGCCUGUAUCGAAACGUGCGGCCGCCUCGGCCUUGGUCAAUGCCAUUGGCGGGACGUCGAACAUCUGGGCGUCAUAUCUGUAUUAUGCGCCGCCGCAUUUCUUUGCUGCUUUUGGGACGUUGAUGGGGUGUGCGGUUUUGCUGGCUUGUACUAUGACUGUUUAUCGGUGGCUUGUGCUGCGUGAGAAUAGGCGUUUGGAUUCGGGUGAUCCGGGGUUGAUUGCGAAGGUCGUUAAGGGGGGUGUUACGGAGGAGAUGGUGCAGCUUAAUUGGCGUUAUGAGAUGUACUAACUCAAGUCACUAUAAGGAUCUAACUAGCUUACACUGGAAGAAAUAUUCUUCAUAAAUAAUCGUGUGCAUUAUAAUAAUCAUAACAAUGAUGCUUAA